CAGCGACAUAACCAAGACAUAACCUAAUGUACACGUAGCUAAAACAGCUUCGAGCUGCGUAAUUUUUACCUUGUUGUUACUAUUGUAGUGUUGACAAAUCUAUAUUGUAGAUUAGUGACUGUUUUUUGUUUUUAAUUGUUAAAGUAAAAAUGUUUCAAAGUUUACGCUAUUGUAGGUUUAGUGUUAAUAAUCUCAUAACUUUAAGGACAAAAUUUUAUCACAAUGUUUCUGUUAUCGGUACUCCACAAGAUACAACUUCUUCAACUUACCAGGAAAAUUAUGCACAAAUGAAAGUUUUGGUGGAUGAAUUGAAGACGACUACGAGUAAAAUAGUGGAUGGAGGUGGUCGUAAAGCAAAGGAGAAGCAUGUAAGCAAAGGGAAAUUGUUACCUCGUGAUAGAAUAAACAUUCUACUCGAUAAAAACUCUCCAUUUCUUGAAUUUUCCCAAUUAGCUUGCUAUCGGAUGUACGAAAAUGAAGAGGUACCGGCGGCAGGAAUUAUCACAGGCAUCGGAAGAGUCGAAGGAACUGAGUGCGUGAUAGUAGCAAAUGACGCGACAGUUAAAGGAGGGACUUAUUAUCCUAUGACAGUGAAGAAGCACUUGCGUGCCCAAGAAAUUGCUCAAGAAAAUAGGCUACCGUGUUUAUAUCUAGUAGACAGCGGCGGAGCUAAUUUGCCUCGACAGGCAGAUGUCUUUCCAGAUAAAACGCACUUCGGGAGAAUUUUUUACAAUCAGGCAAACAUGAGCGCUGCAGGAAUCGCUCAAAUUGCUGUCGUGAUGGGCAGUUGCACGGCAGGAGGCGCAUACGUGCCUGCAAUGUCCGAUGAGAAUAUAAUUGUCGACAGGCAGGGGACGAUUUUUCUCGCCGGACCACCUCUCGUUAAAGCCUCGACCGGCGAAGAAGUGACGGCCGAGGAUUUGGGUGGAGCGUCGCUUCAUUGUCGUAACUCGGGCGUGACGGAUCAUUUAGCAGUGGACGACACUCACGCCCUUCAUCUCACACGUCGAAUCGUGAAGAACCUGAACCGCAGCCGAAGAAUGGACUUGAAACCGGACCAGAAUAUUGAGUUACCGUUACACAACGUGGACGAGAUUUAUGGUAUUGUUGGUGCGAACCUGAAGCGUCCCUUCAACGUGAAGGAAGUAAUUGCGAGGGUCGUCGAUCGCUCCGAAUUUCACGAAUUCAAGGCGGAAUAUGGAGAGACACUGGUCACUGGAUUUGCGAGAAUUCACGGCUACCCAGUGGGAAUUGUCGCUAAUAAUGGUGUCCUCUUUUCGGAGAGUGCACUUAAAGGCGCACAUUUCGUGGAGCUUUGCGCACAAAGGAAGAUUCCUCUCAUUUUCUUGCAGAACAUAACCGGUUUCAUGGUCGGUCGCGACGCGGAGGUUGGGGGCAUCGCAAAAAACGGAGCGAAAAUGGUGACUGCAGUGGCCUGUGCUCAAGUUCCGAAAAUCACUGUCAUUAUCGGCGGAUCAUAUGGGGCUGGCAAUUACGGAAUGUGCGGCAGGUCGUACUCACCGAGGUUCCUCUAUUGUUGGCCGAAUGCCAGAAUUUCGGUGAUGGGGGGCGAACAGGCUGCGGGAGUGUUGGCGCAGGUGAAGAAAGAUCAGCGACUCAAGGAGGGCAAAGAGUGGACCCAAGAGGAGGAAGACUCGAUCAAAAAUCCAAUUAUUCAGAAGUUCGAGGAAGAAAGUAGUCCUUAUUACUGUAGUUCAAGACUCUGGGAUGACGGAGUGAUCGAUCCAGUCGACACGAGAACCGUCUUGGCUCUGAGUUUAUCCGCUGCGCUCAAUGCACCAAUCCCAGACACGAAGUUUGGCAUCUUUAGAAUGUAAAAAGCAAAUAUUUUCUAUAAUAUAUAUAUAUAUAUUUUCGCAUCUAUAAGUGCGACGGCUGUUACUUUGUUACAAGUUUGACAAAGAUUUAUAUUUUUUAUAUUCGAUUUGGAACAUUCCAGAAAUAUACAUUUUAACGGAA
This is a messenger RNA of Leptopilina heterotoma, 1980 nucleotides long. RefSeq names its product methylcrotonoyl-CoA carboxylase beta chain, mitochondrial (gene Mccc2). Gene Ontology annotation, cellular component: mitochondrion; methylcrotonoyl-CoA carboxylase complex. The transcript has 8 exons. Lineage: Eukaryota; Metazoa; Arthropoda; Insecta; Hymenoptera; Figitidae. Gene Ontology annotation, molecular function: methylcrotonoyl-CoA carboxylase activity. The record is from RefSeq and is a predicted model, not a curated record. Gene Ontology annotation, biological process: L-leucine catabolic process. Bases 150 to 1838 code for a protein of 562 amino acids.